Messenger RNA from Plasmodium vivax (malaria parasite P. vivax), 886 nucleotides. Its product is annotated as ribosome biogenesis protein Nop10, putative. Gene Ontology annotation, biological process: rRNA pseudouridine synthesis; ribosome biogenesis; snRNA pseudouridine synthesis. Gene Ontology annotation, molecular function: telomerase RNA binding; box H/ACA snoRNA binding. Gene Ontology annotation, cellular component: box H/ACA telomerase RNP complex; box H/ACA snoRNP complex. The record is from RefSeq and is a predicted model, not a curated record. The coding region runs from base 308 to 475 and encodes 55 amino acids. NCBI's taxonomy places the organism in Eukaryota, Apicomplexa, Aconoidasida, Haemosporida, Plasmodiidae. The transcript has 2 exons.
GGGGGAAAAAUAAAAAAAAAAAAAGCAAAAAAAAAGAAGCAAUAAAAAGGAAGCCAAAUGAAGCUCAAAUGAAGUUACAAAAAAAAUCGAAAACAACUCGCGUAAAAACUAUUCCGAAGGAGCGCAAAAGGACCAACCAAAACAGCGUCACUUAAAGAGCCACCCACAUUCCAGGUUAACCGCAAAGAAGAGUUUCCUUUUUUUUCCCCCCGCGGUAUCAUUUCCAGUAGCGAAGUUCCUACAAAUAUUUGAGCGCGUUGGCCCCAGGAUUUUCCCCCCAAUUGAAUCACAUGACUGUGCGGAGAAAAUGUACAUGCUAAGGUACUACUUGGACGCCAAUGGGAAGAGGGUAUACACGGUGAAGCCCGUGGUCGAUGGGAAGGUGACCUUCUCGGCCCACCCCUGCCGAUUUUCCCCGGACGACAAGUUCUCCUCCCAGCGGGUAACCCUCAAGAAGAGACUCAACCUGUUGUGAGGCACGCGGAGGAGGAGCACCCACCUGUGCCGAUACGAAUGAGCGGUUGAACUGCACAUACAAAUGGAGUUGCCACGUGCUGCGCCGCACGAAAAACACCCGUGCCAAAAGGGAACAGAACGGAGGAGAAGUGGUGAUGGGGAGGAGACCCUCUGAAGUUAAAAAAAAAAAAAAAAAAAAUGUGACACAAAUGUGGCAUAAAUGUGACAUACGUGUGACAUACGUGUGGCAUAAUAAUUGUGUAUACAUAUAUAACCCCUCCACGAGUUGCACUCGUAUGCGGCGCAGAACCGUUGGCAACUUGUGGAGUUAGUCUUCUCGUGUGCCGCUUGAUUUUGCAGCUCGCGCGAUGGGCCCUGUGCAAGUCAUCGCUUAACCGCAAGCUGCAUUUGCGUAUGCUUUAAUUUUUUU